Perkinsus marinus ATCC 50983 is the source of this 4137-nucleotide messenger RNA. RefSeq lists its product as hypothetical. The record is from RefSeq and is a predicted model, not a curated record. NCBI's taxonomy places the organism in Eukaryota, Perkinsozoa, Perkinsida, Perkinsidae. Bases 1 to 4137 code for a protein of 1378 amino acids. The transcript is spliced from 19 exons.
AUGCUGAAAGUAUAUGUUGGCUGCAACAAGGGCGCCCAGUGGACUCCACUCCGCGAUCGCUCUGAUGCGACGAAGAAUCACGUCGAUGUCCCUCUGUCAGAAAUCGAGCCGUACGUUUCUGGGUCUUCCUCAAGUAUGGAAGUCCUGAUACGCGCGAACGAUAACAGGAAAAUCACCGAAAUUGCUGAGGACAACGAUCUUUUGUCCAAGUGUGACGCGGCCACGAAGGAACUCAUCCAUAGUGUUUUUGAGGGGCGCGGUCAGGAGGCAUUGAAAGUUGUCGAGGAAGUCCAGAGCAGCCAUGUGACCAGGAAAGUGAAGCACCCGCAUACCGAGAUGAUAGACUCGCUCGGAUGCCGGAGGUCCCUCCUCACAGGAACAGAUGCGGCUUUCUCCAGCAGCAUGGUAUCAGAAUUUAGUGUUCCUGCUGUGAAGGCGGGUGACGCAGCUUACACGAGUACACUAUUGCUACCAUCAACAGAUCCGAAACUCGCUCUACUACUGAUCGCGACUCGCCAUGGUUUCGACCUGCUACGGCUUUGGGAUGGCGCUGUCAUUAGACGACAUAUCGAGCCUUUCGGAGCGGCCAGAAUGAUAUUCUCGACGACCUUCGGUGGUUCCAGCGGAGGCGAAAUCUUUGAGGAGGAAGCUUGCAUGAGGAGGAUCCUUGAUUGUGCACCUGUGAGGGUUGAAUCGGGCUCACCACCUCGCAAUACCGUUGAUAACUCUGCUGAGAUUGCGAGGAAAAUCAACGUCGUUCAUAGCGACUCGGGGCGAAUGGGCAAGCUCACCCCGAGGGGUCUGCAGUUAUCCACGUGGGUCGAGUACUUCACUUGGAGUCCAGCGAUGCCCUCAAGCGGUUAUUCGGGCGCAUUACUCUCCGUGGUGUGCGUUCAGAGCGUCUCGGCUGGGGGUAAGGUUCAGAGGAAGAAGGAGAGCACCCAUUUGGAUCGUAUCGGUAUGGCGAUCGAUAAAACGAUUGAUGAUUUCGCCUGGAAUCGUCGGAAGGGCGAGUCGAUGAAAAAAAUACGACGAGCGUUCAGCGAACGAACCUCUCUGGAGAGGCCAAGUGUGUUGACGAGAGCCAGGGGAAGUAAGCCUAGUCGGGAACAAAGACUAGGAGCAAGGCGACUAAGAACUCUGCUUACUCCCAAGAUGGCGGCUCUCACGACGUGUCGAGCUCUGGCCGUUGUUGCCACUCAAAUAUCGGAGGAAGGAAACGUGCCUGUCCCGGCAAAGUGGCCUUCCGCGAUCAAGGAAACGCAAAAUGCCCAAGUCUCUGCCCCCUAUCGGACAAUAAUCAAAUCCAUCUUGACUUCGAGUCUAUACCACGCAGAUCAAAUUGGACUAUCUUACUCGGAGACAGAUGAUGUGUACGCUCCUAGAUGUAUCACAGUGUUUGACCCACCCACGUGCCAGGGACGUGAUCAGCCUUGUGGUACAAUAGCUAUCUGUGGUCCCGCUAUCACCGUAACACCGACUGACGUAGUACCAACUGGUGAUGGAACGUAUGAGCCUGCCUGUGACACGAUGUGCCAGAGUCUCAAUGAUGAGGCUUCAUACUGCAAGUGGUGGCUUCCUCGCCCUACUUGUCUUGGUGGCGAUCAACCAUGUGGUGAUCAAACUGUAUGCACCUCCCAGACGUGGCCUCCUGCUCCCACACCUUCUCUCCCAGCGGGUGCGCACCCCUACGAGUCUGCCCCCUGCAACGCCUACUGCGUCGGUCUCAAUGGGCCAACUUCGUACUGUAAGUGGUGGAAGAACGAGCCUGUCUGUCAGGGUGGCGAUCAAUCUUGUGGCCCAUCGGAUUGUCCCACCGGCACUCCUGCUCCCACCGAAGGUCCUCCUGAUGCACAUGUUGGUCCCAGCUCCAACUGCGAUGCUUACUGUACCGCUAUUAAUCCUGACCUUUCUUUUGAUCGCGUGUCGUACUGCAAGUGGUGGCUCCACGUGCCUGUCUGUUACGAUGGUGACCAGCCUUGUGGUCCGAGCGUCUGCAGCAACUUCGGUGAGACUACAACCCCGACUACAUCGAUCCCAUCUGUGACGCCGACUACCCAGGCUACUACUAUUUCCUCUGCGACAUCUCAGAUUGUCACCACGCAGUCGGCCACUACUUUGACUCCUACAACUCAGGUUGUUACUACUGUGGCUCCUACUACUCAGGCUGUUACCACUGCGACUCCUACUACUCAGGCUGUUACCACUGUGACUCCUACUACUCAGGCUGUUACCACUGUGGCUCCUACUACUCAGGCUGUUACCACUGUGGCUCCUACUACUCAGGCUGUUACCACUGUGCCUCCUACUACUCAGGCUGUUACCACUGUGGCUCCUACCACACCAGCGGGAACCACUGCGGCUCCCACAACUCAGGCUACUACUACUCCCUCUUCGACCUCUCAGACUGCCACCACCCAAUCGGUAACCACCGUGGCUGCUACAACUCAGGCGGCCACCUCUGUGGUUGCUACAACUCAGGCUGUUACUACUGUGCCUCCUACAACUCAGGUUGUUACCACUGUGGCUCCUACAACUCAGGUUGUUACCACUGUGGCUCCUACUACUCAGGCUGUUACCACUGUGGCUCCUACAACUCAGGCUGUCAACACUGCGACUCCCACCACACAGGCUACUACUAUUCCCUCUUCGACUUCUCAGACUGUCACAACGCAAUCGGCCACCACUGUGCCUCCUACAACUCAGGCCAUUACCACUGUGCCUCCUACAACUCAGGCUGCUACCACUGUGGCUCCUACUACUCAAGCUGUUACCACUGCGACUCCUACCACACAAACGUGGCCUCUGCUCCCACACUUCUCUCCCAGCUGGUGCGCACCCUACGAGUCUGCCCCGUGCAACGCCUACUGCGUCGGUCUCAAUGGGCCAACUUCGUACUGUAAGUGGUGGAAGAACGAGCCUGUCUGUCAGGGUGGCGAUCAAUCUUGUGGCCCAUCGGAUUGUCCCACCGGCACUCCUGCUCCCACCGAAGGUCCUCCUGAUGCACAUGUUGGUCCCAGCUCCAACUGCGAUGCUUACUGUACCGCUAUUAAUCCUGACCUUUCUUUUGAUCGCGUGUCGUACUGCAAGUGGUGGCUCCACGUGCCUGUCUGUUACGAUGGUGAUCAGCCUUGUGGUCCGAGCGUCUGCAGCAACUUCGGUGAGACUACAACCCCGACUACAUCGAUCCCAUCUGUGACGCCGACUACCCAGGCUACUACUAUUUCCUCUGCGACAUCUCAGAUUGUCACCACGCAGUCGGCCACUACUUUGACUCCUACUACUCAGGCUGUUACCACUGUGACUCCUACUACUCAGGCUGUUACCACUGUGGCUCCUACUACUCAGGCUGUUACCACUGUGGCUCCUACUACUCAGGCUGUUACCACUGUGCCUCCUACUACUCAGGCUGUUACCACUGUGGCUCCUACUACUCAGGCUGUUACCACUGUGGCUCCUACCACACCAGCGGGAACCACUGCGGCUCCCAGAACUCAGGCUACUACUACUCCCUCUUCGACCUCUCAGACUGCCACCACCCAAUCGGUAACCACCGUGGCUGCUACAACUCAGGCGGCCACCACUGUGGUUGCUACAACUCAGGCUGUCACCUCUGUGGAGGCUACAACUCAGGCUGUUACUACUGUGCCUCCUACAACUCAGGUUGUUACCACUGUGGCUCCUACAACUCAGGUUGUUACCACUGUGGCUCCUACUACUCAGGCUGUUACCUCUGUGGCUCCUACAACUCGGGCUGUUACCUCUGUGGCUCCUACAACUCUGGCGGCCACCACUGUGGCUCCUACAACUCGGGCUGUUACCUCUGUGGCUCCUACAACUCGGGCUGUUACCUCUGUGGCUCCUACAACUCGGGCUGUUACCUCUGUGGCUCCUACAACACCGGCUGUUACCUCUGUGGCUCCUACAACUCGGGCUGUUACCUCUGUGGCUCCUACAACUCUGGCGGCCACCACUGUGGCUCCUACAACUCAGGCGUCCACCACUGCGGGUCCUACCAUACAAGCGGGAACUACUCUGGCUCUCACGACUCGGGCUAUAACAACGGUUGUUCAUACCACUCAGAGAGCCACUACUGCGGCUACUACUCAAGUGGUAACUACAGAAGCCCAACCCUAG